GAUGGCGUUCAUGCAGCUUUCAUGAUCGCGUCUGUUUCGAGGAGUUAUUCACUUACGAUUCGAUUUGGUUCGAUUCUAACCACGGUAUGGCCGAUGCAGGCCUGAGUUUAGAUGACAUAAUUAAAAAGUCGAAAUCAUCAGGAAUGAGAGGCAGAGGCGGAGGCGUUCGAAAGCGACUGAACAGAGGAGCUCGAGCCAACAGCUCGGUAAGAGGACGAGGAGGUACUCGUGUGGUUACCGAUGCUCGGUUUAAGAUCAUACAAAAAAAUCGGGAGAAGCUCACAGAUGCCCGGGACAAGCUGGCAGAGAUCGCGAAGCAGAGCGAUGCUAGAUUGAAGCUGGACAAGAUCCGUGCGUCCCAGUUCAAAAAAGACACCCAAAUACCUGGCAUAUCCAGAAAAACUGGUCGCAAUGGCAGGCUGACGUUGUCUACGAACAAAGUUCCUCCCAUGAUGCCGCACACUGUCUCGCAGAAUAUUCCGAAUCAUUACAUGGUGCCCAGCAGUCACAUGUACGUGCCUCCUGCGAGGACAGUAGGCUACAGACCACCGCCGAUGACAGAAUCGCAUUAUAUGGGAGACAUGAGCAUGGACUACAACGAUGAUUAUCCGAUGGAAACGGCGCCUCUGAGAAGAACUGUGAGCAACGAUUACGCUCCCACGCCACCGCCUCCACCGCCUGUGUUCAGUAUUAAACCAACUACAUACAGUUGGGUAAAACCAGCUAGUAAUAAUUUAACGAGAAUCGUUUCAUCCCACAAACCAGAGAUGGACAGAGAACGCGAGAGAAUGUUGGAUUACAAAGUCAUAGCACGUUCUUCGAUGGCCAAGCCUAUUUCCCCUCCGUACAAAGAAGAUUGGAACUUCAGCACGAAAUCACGGACCAUACUGGCAGAAGACCCGAUAGAGACGAAAUACUACGAUCCAAGGGUUCACAGAGACGUGGGCGUAAAGUCUCGAUUAGACUCGAUGAAUACAAAUAAAUCGCGGACGAUGAGCACCCUGCCGCGACCGAAAACAAGCUCGAGUUCGAGCUCUCCGCAGUCGUCUGGCUAUCGAAUCGUCGUGUCCAACCUGCAAGCGAACGUCACUCAAGAAGACAUCAAGGAAUUGUUCGAAGACGUAGGAGAACUGUUAGUAUCUCGAUUGGUGCGGCCUGGUACCGCAGAGGUGAUUUACAAAACAUUGAAAGAUGCCACGAAGGCCGUUGAGACGUAUCAUAAUAGACAGUUGGACGGCCAUCCAAUGAAGUGUUUACUGGUGAAUCCGCGGCCGAAGAAUAAUCCAACCGGACCAGCUGUCAGGUCUCUUACAGAAUCGAGGAGAAGCGUAAGUUCGAGUUACGUACAGCCGAGCUUAGGAACAGUGCAUCGCGCCUUGUUCGAUGAUUCUUAAUCGAUUUGUUCGAUUUUUAAUAUAAAGAGUAUCACAUAUAAUAAAAACAGCGAGUUUUAUUCCAAGUAUCCAAACGAGUAGCAACUGACAAGGAGUAGGCCGACCGAGGAGAAAGCUGGAAACGCGUGCAGGCGAUAAAUAAAAUUUGUGUCGGAAGACAUAUUUUACGCUCGUAGCUUGCACAGAAAUCAUAUUAGCGAAACGGAUAAAAUUGUAAAUUGUGAUGUGCAAACGAAAGGAGAGAAUACGUAAGAAUGCUCGUUGUACAUUUAAUAUAUAGCCAAAUAAAAGGAACGAGCACACUAGGAAUUUUUAAUGCGCCGCUGUUGAUUGUGACUCGAUAAUUGAACGAGUACUCAGCCUUUCUUAAUGUAUCGUUCGAUAAUUAAAUAAAUAAACUGCAUGAUUCUUUUUACAAAACACGAAUAAGAGGAAAUAAGUAAGGAUUAUAAAGAGACAGACGAAUGGUCGAACGUUUGGCACGAUAGAAAUAAAUCUUAGGUGAUCAUCAAA
Ceratina calcarata is the source of this 1907-nucleotide messenger RNA. RefSeq names its product polymerase delta-interacting protein 3. Gene Ontology annotation, molecular function: mRNA binding. The coding region runs from base 87 to 1394 and encodes 435 amino acids. The record is from RefSeq and is a predicted model, not a curated record. Gene Ontology annotation, biological process: mRNA export from nucleus. The transcript is spliced from 7 exons. Lineage: Eukaryota; Metazoa; Arthropoda; Insecta; Hymenoptera; Apidae. Gene Ontology annotation, cellular component: nucleus.